Molecule: messenger RNA, 996 nt
Organism: Talaromyces rugulosus
Lineage: Eukaryota; Fungi; Ascomycota; Eurotiomycetes; Eurotiales; Trichocomaceae
Exons: 5
Coding region: 1-996 (331 amino acids)
Biological process (GO): carbohydrate metabolic process
Cellular component (GO): extracellular region
Molecular function (GO): chitinase activity
Source: RefSeq, a predicted model, not a curated record
AUGCGUUCCUCUCUUGCGCUGUCCGCUUUCGCGGCUACCUUGACCCUUGUCCAGGCUGGACUUGAGAAGAAUGGCACUCAAAACAUCGCAGUUUACUGGGGUCAAAACUCCAUAAACCAGGCCGGUACAGCUGAUGCUCAGAAGAGACUUGGCUACUACUGUGAAAAUGAUGGAGAUGCGGUUGAUACCUACAUGGUCUCCUUCAUCACCAAAUUCGAAGGCACCGGUGGUUAUCCCGCUCUCAACUUUGCCAACGCCCAAGACAACUGCACUGCCAUUAACGGCACCGACUUGUUGGAUUGCCCUCAGAUUGCUGACGACAUCAAAACUUGUCAAGGCCUCGGCAAGACCAUCCUCCUCUCUACUGGGGGUGGCACUUACAAUGAGGGAGGCUUCAGCAGUGAAGACGACGCUGUAGCAAUGGCCCAAACUGUGUGGAAAUUGUUUGGACCCGCUACCAAUGACAGUUCUAUUCCUCGUCCCUUUGGUGAUGCCGUUAUUGACGGUUUCGACUUUGAUUUCGAGAACCUCGCCAUGAACAAUAUGCCAGCUUAUGCCAACGAGCUGCGCAAGCUGUAUGCCACUGAUACUUCCAAGACUUACUACACAUCUGCCGCUCCUCAAUGUGUCUACCCUGACUACGCAGAUGGUCCUAUGCUGGACGGCGCCGUCUUUUUCGAUGCUAUUUGGAUUCAAUUCUACAACAACGGCUGCGGUGUUAACAGCUAUGUCGCCGGCGCCACUACCCAAUGGAACUUCAACUUCAACACAUGGGACACUUGGGCCAAGAAUACUUCGUUGAACCCCAACGUCAAGGUCUUCAUGGGUAUUCCUGGAAACACUGGUGCCGGAAGUGGCUACGAGGAUGCUACUUUUGUCGGCACUGUUAUUGACUACGUCAAGAACUUCACCAGCUUCAGCGGUCUUAUGGUCUGGGAUGCCAGUCAGCUUUGGUCUAACGAUGGCUAUCUCUCAGCCAUCUCCGCUGAGUUGUAA